AGCGCGCAUAAUAUCCCUUCCUCCGCGGGACUUGCUGCAAGCAGGUACAGCAUCUCUGCAGUCCGCCGCUCAGCUGUCAUCCUCAGCUGUCCAGCGCUUCCAGCCUCUAUAGAAAACUUCAAGCACUGCAAUCGCAGGCCCUGCUUCUUCUGUCUGCCGUGUCCGUGAUGAGUUACUACAUGGAUCCAGUUUCUUCCUACCCGGCCCUUCACCCCUGUGACCGUCUGGGCGCAACGAGACAAAGUGGGGGAGUAGCAUUGGGACCUCAGAACCAGCUCCCAGGCGUGGUCCACCCUCAGCAGCAGUUUUACCCCUCACAGCCCAUUCAUCCGCAUGACAUACCGCUACAGGAGGUCCCAGAGGGCCACGACAUGUGUCCUACAGAUCCAGAGUGUGGAGACGUCCCCCUGUUGACUCCUGGGAGUAAAGAGAUGAUGUCCCAAGCUCUGAAGGCCACAUUCAGUGGCUUCACAAAGGAGCAGCAAAGGCUGGGUAUUCCCAAAGAUCCCAGACAGUGGACAGAAAACCAUGUGGUGGAAUGGCUAACGUGGACAGUAAAUGAGUUCAGUCUGAAAAAUGUCGACUUUGAGAAAUUUGGAAUGAAUGGAGCCAGCCUGUGCGCGAUGGGGAAGGACCGCUUUUUGGACUUAGCACCUGACUUUGUGGGCGACAUCCUUUGGGAACAUUUAGAAAUGCUCCAGAAAGAGGAUACAAAGCAUUACCCCAUCAAUGGACUGACCUCCAACUUCCAGGAAUCUCGUUAUACCUCAGACUAUUUUGUCAAGCCGGGCUUCAUCACGGAGUCCUACCAGACGCUCCAUCCCAUCAGCUCUGAGGAACUGCUUACACUCAAGUAUGAGAGCGAAUACCCCGGCAUCAUCCUACGAGACACGGCCCUCAACUCCAUGCAGGGGGACUAUUUCUCUGUCAAGCAGGAAGUGGUGUCCCCCGACAAUAUGUGUGUGGGACGCCUCAGCAGAGGUAAACUUGGUGGCCAGGACUCCUUUGAGAGCAUCGAUAGCUUUGAGAGCUGUGACCGACUGACCCAGUCGUGGAGCAGCCAGUCGUCGUUCAGCAGCCUGCAGCGGGUACCAUCCUACGACAGCUUUGAUUCAGAAGAUUACCCCACCGCCCUGCAUGGCCACAAGCCCAAGGGCACCUUCAAGGACUACGUGAGGGAACGCUCCGACCUCAGCAAGGAUAAGCCAGUCAUCCCAGCGGCAGCGCUGGCAGGAUACACGGGCAGUGGCCCCAUCCAGCUGUGGCAGUUUCUUCUGGAGUUGCUGACCGACAAGUCCUGCCAGUCCUUCAUCAGCUGGACAGGCGACGGCUGGGAGUUUAAGCUCUCUGACCCAGAUGAGGUUGCCCGAAGGUGGGGAAAGAGGAAAAACAAGCCCAAAAUGAAUUAUGAGAAACUGAGCCGUGGCCUGCGCUACUACUACGACAAGAAUAUUAUCCACAAGACUUCUGGGAAGCGCUACGUCUACCGCUUUGUCUGUGACUUGAAAAGCUUGCUCGGCUACACACCUGAAGAGCUGCACGCAAUGUUGGACGUAAAGCCCGACACAGACGAGUGAAAACAGAACCGAGGGGGAAAAAAAGCAAAAACAAACUGAGGACAAAAGUUAAGGAGCCACAGGGACUGAGGCUUGUGAGACAGACUUGGUAAUCCAUUUUUCUGGGGGGACCGAAAAGUUUUUUUAAAGACUCGGUGUGGUCUUUGUCAGGUUUGAGCUCCAGUCUUUCAGACCACGUUUUAAAAGGAAGGCAGAAGCCAAAAAAAGCCUGUAUUCACAACCUGUUGGAUUUGACGUGCUUACCUGUGUGUGAGUGUGCAUUUGAUUGUGCGCGUGUGUGAAAUGUUACUGGUAUUAUUUAGCAGCUCAAGGCAAGUGAGGCGCUAUUGGGUAGGAUUAUCAGGUUAUCUUCUGUUCCGUUUAGGUAGCAAAGCGGGGGAGACGAGAGCUCCGAGAUACAAGGUGUGAAUGAACAAUGCAGUUCAAGAAGGAACCUUUUUAAAGUAACUCAUUUCUUUUUUGAGUCAAUGAGGAAGCAGGUAAAAGGUUCCUGCUGAGGUAACAGUUGCCAAAAUGUCAUUACUGAACUGAUAUUUACAUCUAUUAUCACUGUUUCUCUUCUGCAAGUAGAGAGUUUUUAGCAAGGACCAAAAAAAGUGUAAUGUUGGAUUUAAUGUUCAAGGACCAUAUGCUUGUGCCAGUAUUAUAUUGUUAGAGCACCUGAUUAAUGUCUCGUAGGCUGAUUACUGGGCAGAGUAUUUCUUUUUUAAAGGGGUUUAAAAUACAUUUCACCACUGAAAGCCAAUUUACAUUGCUCUCUUCAUGCAGAGCAUUGCAGAACUGCUCCAAACUGAGUCAGACAACACUAGAGACACUCUAGCCCCAUGCUCUAUCAGCCUGCAAGAGCCUGUUUGAGAUUACUCAUACCCAAAGAUGUCUGAAAGACAACUGAAAGUAGCCGUUGCUCUUGAAACCGACGCUUUCACCCUUUAUGUACGUGUGGCCACCUUGUUAGGGACACAUUCUGUGACUGAAACAUAAGCAUUUUUGCAUAUGCCUCCAGUAUUAGCAAACUGUAGACAAUCUAUGUGGGGAGAAUCAGGAGUCUUUGGUGCAAAUUAGAUGAACCGUUUUGUCAGUUCACUGUCAAGAUCAACGAUCGUUUUGAUAAUGUUUUAAUGGUUCUGUCUAUUCUGUAAAAGUUAUGGUGAUUUUUACUCAACUUGAAAUGUCAAAUUUAGUCCCUUUUUGUCUGUUAUCUAGCACAUGUUGCCCAUAGAAAGGAGUUAGAAUUGUGUGAUGGUGCAAUGUAGGAAGACUGAGCAGCAGUAGACAAAUGUUGGCUAUGGAGAGUGGGAAUCUGUUAGGUAUGAACAAUGGUCAUGGAAAGGAGGUUUUUGGAAUAUGCAGGUGAUUAUCACUUAGGAAGUAGAAAGGACGCAAGUUGGCUUGUAUGACUCAUGCAGGGUUGAUGGCAGACUAUUCCGAUUGUUGUUUAUGUGUGUUUUAUCAAUUAACAAAAUAAUAUAUGUCUCAGAGAGUGUCGUAUUCAAAGAGCACAUUUAUAUCAAUUCACUGGUUACAAUUUAAGCGAAUUGGCAGUGGUUUCCUCCCCAAGUAGUGGGAACAGUGUCGGUACACUGGGAAAUGCCAAAGUUGAAUAUUAUCCUAAAAUACUAUGUUAUUGUUUACAGUGGCUGAAUGUUACCCAUAUGGAUGAAAAUAGCUUUGGAGAUGUCUAUUUGUACAGAUUGUAUUUCAUAAUGCUUUAUUGAGACCCGGAUUACACAAAUAAUCGUGAGACAAAGCAGGAAUAAUAACCAAAACCCAUGUGAGGUCUUUUGGCUACGGUGCUUUGGGUGUCUACAAUGUUUGAAGACACAGAGCAGAAAUUUCUCAUGUAUUUGGAAAGUGUUGUCUUUUAUCUUUUUUUUUGUAAAGCAGACUGCUUUAGGACAAAGUCUUUGCUGAUUCGGGUUUCCCACUGAGUGCAGAGAAGAGAUGCUGUAUUUGUUCUUCUUGCCUAACUGGUAAAAAGCUCCAUCAUUCAUCCAGCACUGACUCUCAAACCUGUGUUGCUUUUACAAUACAGUGAAUAAGAUCUAAAUGUAAUAAACUGCACUGUAUGUUCAGUCUAUUCUUCUUGUUUCAAAACAGUGUUUCUUUUGUUUCUGUUUCUUUUUUGUUUUGUUUUUUCCAUUUUGUUGUCAUAAUGUAUAAAACAAAGGAAAACUUUAUUGCCUAUAAUGUUAAUAUUUCAAAGAAAAAUGUUUUGUCAGGAAGCAUUCUGUUGUUUAAUGUGGGAGACUACAACCUACUGCAGGACUUGUUAUCAGUGACGAGUAUAUAUACACGCACCAAUAUUUUGUGGCAUAUGCAUAUCUCAAAAUGGAUUUUAGAAGGAAAGCCUUAUUGUCUUUUAAUGGAUGUUAUUCUUUUCUGUACAUUUUAUAGUGUCUUUGUAUUUUUUUUGUUAAGAGAUCAUUUUUAUUGUAUUUAGUUCACAAACAUUUGAAUAUUUUUCAAUAAUUUAUAUUUUAUAAAAGACGAGAGACGCAGACAGCUGGUGCUUUCAUGGGAAUUUAAAGGUAGCGCAGGACAAAAUAAUGUAGCGGAGUUCUUUUCAAUUGUCUGUUUUUUUGUUUUUGUUUUUUUUUUAAUAUAAAAAAUAGACCUGUCUGCUUGAGGAAAAAAGGCUGAUGCUGGCCCAUCAAUGAUUUCUGCUGGAAAGGUUUUAUAAACUGUAGCUUCUAUUUCUAAAAUGUACUUCAAAAUGUUAUAAAAUAUAUGUGAAGAAAGAUUUUAUCAUUCU
Cyprinodon variegatus (sheepshead minnow) is the source of this 4329-nucleotide messenger RNA. It is a transcript of the gene ets1, whose product is annotated as v-ets avian erythroblastosis virus E26 oncogene homolog 1. Gene Ontology annotation, biological process: regulation of transcription by RNA polymerase II; cell differentiation. The record is from RefSeq and is a predicted model, not a curated record. The transcript has 10 exons. Gene Ontology annotation, cellular component: nucleus. Lineage: Eukaryota; Metazoa; Chordata; Actinopteri; Cyprinodontiformes; Cyprinodontidae. The coding region runs from base 168 to 1577 and encodes 469 amino acids. Gene Ontology annotation, molecular function: sequence-specific DNA binding; DNA-binding transcription factor activity, RNA polymerase II-specific.